UAACUCAAUUCGGUAUGUGGUGUGUGUGUCAGUAUAAAAGUGCCAGUGCGGGAGGUUUGUCCACAUACCAUCUGACAACAUGAAGGUCCUGCUUCUCACUUUGCUGCUCCUGCUGUGUAGCACUCAAGUGCUCACACUCAGAUGCUACACCUGUGAAGGUGACGACCACUGUAAGAUGGAGACAGAUUGCCCGCCAUCAGCUCAGUACUGCCAGACCAAGAUCAAUGGUGACGAAAUUUCUCGAACUUGUGAGGAAUUCUGUGCCGAAGACUAUUCCACAAACUGCUGCGAAAGCGACCUUUGCUGAGCCUGAGUCAUCCCUCAGCGUUCACUUUCACUUUCUGAUUAAUGAAAAUAGUAAAUGAGAAAGUAAUUACUUAAAUCUAAAUCUGACGGAAGAUGAUUUGUUAGAUUAUACGAUUUUAAUGUGAUUUUCCUGUCUUUGAUUUAUCUUGCUUUAAUUUUAAUGAAAUCUACAAAUGUUGAAUUAUUUAGUUUCAUCUCACAGGCUUCUGAAACUGUGCAACA
Sander lucioperca (pikeperch) is the source of this 528-nucleotide messenger RNA. RefSeq names its product lymphocyte antigen 6 family member D (gene ly6d). The record is from RefSeq and is a predicted model, not a curated record. Bases 80 to 307 code for a protein of 75 amino acids. The transcript is spliced from 3 exons. NCBI's taxonomy places the organism in Eukaryota, Metazoa, Chordata, Actinopteri, Perciformes, Percidae.